Messenger RNA from Zasmidium cellare ATCC 36951, 1758 nucleotides. RefSeq lists its product as uncharacterized. Gene Ontology annotation, molecular function: L-glutamate gamma-semialdehyde dehydrogenase (NAD+) activity. NCBI's taxonomy places the organism in Eukaryota, Fungi, Ascomycota, Dothideomycetes, Mycosphaerellales, Mycosphaerellaceae. The coding region runs from base 1 to 1758 and encodes 585 amino acids. Gene Ontology annotation, cellular component: mitochondrial matrix. The transcript is spliced from 2 exons. The record is from RefSeq and is a predicted model, not a curated record.
AUGGCUAUCAAGACUUUGCAGUAUGGCCAGCAGCUUGGAAAUUCGCUCAAGGCGUCGAGUACUUCCUCAACAGCUGGCUUACGGGCUGCGAAGAGGAGCGUCUCGACCUUGGCCAACUUUCAGAUUCCGACGAUUAACAAUGAGCCAAACAAACACUACGAGAAAGGCUCCGCCGACCGAGAAAAGCUCUCCGCCGCCGUGAAAGCUUUCCGAAGCAAAGCACCGCUGCAAGUCCCCAUCGUCGUCGGCGGCAAGGAGAUCAAGACCUCCAAGAUCUCCGAACAACCCAUGCCAAUGUCCCACAAGGACUCGAUAGCCUCGUGGUCGAACGCCUCCUCCCAAGACGUCCAGAACGCCAUCGAUUCGGCCCUCAAAGCGAAGAGCUCGUGGGAGAAUCUCCCGUUCGCAGAUCGAGCGGCGGUGUUCUUGAAAGCGGCGGAUCUGAUCAGCACGAAGUAUCGAUAUGAGAUUAUGGCGGCGACGAUGUUGGGGCAGGGCAAGAAUGCGUGGCAGGUGGAGAUUGAUGCGGCGGCGGAGACGGUGGAUUUCCUACGGUUUAACGUCAAGUACGCGGAGGAGGUGUACAGCAGUCAGCCUGUCCACAACAGCCCUGGGGUCUGGAACAGAGUCGAGUACAGACCGUUGGAGGGAUUCGUGUAUGCGAUCACGCCCUUCAACUUUACGGCCAUUGCGGCCAAUCUGCCUGCGGCUCCAGCGUUGAUGGGCAAUGUGGUUGUUUGGAAGCCUUCGCCCUCUGCGAUCGCCUCGAACUGGCUGGUAUACAACAUUCUCCUGGAAGCUGGUCUGCCGAGGGACGUGAUCCAGUUCGUACCUGGAGAUGCCGUUGAGGUUACGAAGGAAGUUCUUUCACACAAGCAGUUCGCCUGCCUCCACUACACCGGAUCUACUGCCGUGUUCCGUCAGUUGUAUGGACAAAUCGGUGCCGGCACUGCUGAAGGCAGAUACCAGAGCUACCCACGCAUUGUUGGUGAGACUGGUGGUAAGAACUUCCACUUGAUUCAUCGAUCCGCCGAUGUCCAGAACGCAGUCAUCAACACCAUCCGAGGAGCAUUCGAAUUCCAAGGACAGAAGUGCUCCGCAACCUCGCGAGCCUACUUCCCUGCCAGCCUCUGGGAACAAGCCAAACCACUCCUCAUCGAAGAGACCAAAAAACUAAAAAUCGGCUCCCCCGAACAAUUCGACAACUUCAUCGGCCCCGUCAUCCACCAACAAUCCUUCGACAAGCUCUCCAAAGCCAUCGACGCCUCCAACAAAGACUCCGACCUCGACCUCCUCGUCGGCGGCCAGUACGACGGCAGCGAGGGCUUCUUCGUCCACCCCACAAUCUACCAAACCAAAACCCCCACUCACCCCAACAUGUCCCAAGAAUUCUUCGGCCCCAUCCUGACCGUCUACGUCUACGACGACACCCAGAACCCCGACCAAGCCUUCACGGACAUCUGCAAGACCAUCGACACCACGACCGAAUACUCCCUCACCGGCGCCGUCUUCGCGCAAGAUCGAAACGUCCUGCGCUUCGCCGAGGAGGCUCUCCGCAACGCCGCGGGCAACUUCUACCUCAACUGCAAGUCCACCGGCGCCGUCGUGGGCCAGCAACCUUUCGGUGGAGCACGAGCCUCGGGAACGAACGAUAAAGCCGGUUCGGCGAACUUGCUGUCCAGGUUCGUGAGCAUGAGGGCUUUGAAGGAGGACUUUCUGGGGAGUCCGGAGGUGCUUUAUCCUUCGAACUAUGUGUAA